AUGUGUGGGAUGCAAUCGGACUUUCAGUCUUUUGUGAAUUCUAAUGCUCUGUUUGAAGUGGUGGCUAAAGGUGGGAAUUUUACAUGGACUAACAAACAAAGGGGCUUUUCCAACAUUGCGGAGAAACUAGAUAGAUUCUUCCUUACAAGGGAUUGGAAUUUGGCCCCCUUGGUCUUUGAGGCUGAAGUUUUAGCAAUCUCAAGAUCAGAUCACUUCCCAGUGUCUUUGGUUGUGCAAAAAGAUGAAGUUCCGCUUCGGUGUCCUUUCAAGGUGGAAAACAUGUGGUUAAGAGAACUGGGUUUUAGAGAUUGUGUAGUUGGUUGGUGGAAGGAGGCUCUGGUGGUGGAAGUCAAUGGUAGUCCUCAAGGUUUUUUUUCAACCUCACGGGGCAUUCGGCAAGGGAAUCCAAUAUCUCCCUUUCUCUUUAUCUUGUUGGCAAAAGUUCUUGGAUGGUUGAUUGCUCGUAAGAGAGCUCAAGGGAUGUGUAAAGGCAUCGAGAUUUCUCGAGCAGUGGAGUCCACAACCCAUUCUCAGUUUGCUAAUGAUACCUGUCUUUUCGGAGUGGCAUCCAUGCAUGAGGCAUCGGUUAUGAAGAAUGUGUUGGACAUAUUUAGCUGGGCUACUGGUCACGAAAUUAAUUGGCUGAAAUCGGAGAUCUUCUUCUUCCACACUGAAUUUGGGUCUCAAAAAGCUAUUUCCAGAUUGUUUGGGAUAAAGAUUGGUCAGCUUCUUGCUAAGUUCCUUAGUAUGCCGCUCUUUUCUAGAGCAGGCAAGUCAGACAUCAAGAAAGGUUUGCUCGAUGGUUGCAAAGCAAAGAUGGAGGGCUGGAAGAGCAACUGGCUAUCUUUGGCUAGUCGUCUUCUAAUGCUGAAGACAGUUGUUUCGGCUAUGCCUAUCUUCCCUAUGGCUUGGUUUAAACUCCCAGGCUCGAUCAUUAAGAAUAUGCAGCAGAAGAUGAGAAAGUUUUUGUGGAAUGGAAAUCAAGAUCAUGACAAAAUCUCGCUCAUGGCUUGGGACAGAGUUUGUAAACCCAAAGGAGGUGGAGGUGCAGGGCUCCGUGAUUGGAGAAUUAUUAAUGAGGCUAUGGGGGCUAAGUUGGUGUGGCAAAUGUACAGUAAACCGAAGCAGAGGUGGAUCCAAAUUUUACAAGCUAAAUACUUGGAUAGUGGGGAAAAGGAGAGGAUCCUAUCGGUUGAAGAUCCUCUAGGAAGCUCAGCUUUUUGGAAUGUUUUGAAGGAUCCCCGGGAGUUAAACUUGGGGGAAGCAGAUGAACAGUUGCUGAGGAAGAUCAUGGAAAAUAGAGAAUUUUCAUGCUUGAGGGAGGAGGAUGAGAUAGUCUGGUGUGGUGGUAAGAGUGGCAGCUACUUUGUGAAGGUGGGGUUUUCUCUUUUGGAGUUUGAAGGCAAGAUGAAGGAAUGGGAAGUUAAGGUUUGUUGGAAUGAUGUUUGUUUACCGAAAGUGGGUGCCUUCAUCUGGUUAGCUAGUAAUAGGCGGAUUCUUUUAGGGGAUUGUUUGAAGAAAAUGGGGUUUGCUGGUCCAUUCCGAUGUGUACUCUAUGAAAAGGCGGAAGAAGAUGUGGACCACCUUCUGCUCAACUGUGAUUUUGCCCAAGAAGCAUGGUGUUCUGGGCUAUAG
Messenger RNA from Cryptomeria japonica (Japanese cedar), 1635 nucleotides. RefSeq lists its product as uncharacterized. Bases 1 to 1635 code for a protein of 544 amino acids. NCBI's taxonomy places the organism in Eukaryota, Viridiplantae, Streptophyta, Pinopsida, Cupressales, Cupressaceae. The transcript has 3 exons. The record is from RefSeq and is a predicted model, not a curated record.